CUCAGGUAUGAUGGGAGUACUUCACAUGGUGCAUAACUGCAAAUCCCAAAAUCCGCGCUCCAUUUCCACAGAUAUUUUAUUACUGUAAUAAGUAAACUGUAAAGCGCGUUAAGCCGUUGGUCCCGGCUGUAUCUGCAGUCGUUAGCACCCAUCAUUCCGCACUGGGCCUGCGUGGUGGGUCAUAGCUCAAUCACCCUAUUCCAUCCAUAGGGAAGGCCUGUUCCCCAGCAGUGGGGACAUUAAUAGGGUGAUGAUGAUAAUGAUGAAGUAAACAUUUCAGCAGAUAUGUCAACUAAACAGUUAAAUAUUAUUUGCAGCUUCUUAUCACAUCUACGUAAGUCCAACUAAUGUUAUAUUCAACAAAAAGACUAGCUAUGCAAUUGAGUGGUUAUUUUAAGAAGUGCGGUUGUGGAUUUAAAUGGCCAUUCAAUUGUACUGCUAGUAAAACAUCGCAGGGCCUUUAUUGCGAAGUACUAAGAGCGUAAUUCGUACAGUAUGUGUGUUUGUCGACUGUAGGUAUGGAGUUUUUUCUAUACCGCAUAUCAUAUCAUACGGCAGCCAAAUCAUGACGCUUUAUAAAAGUGAUGUAAUGACAGCAGCUCGGUAUUCCUUCGUCAACGAUCCAUGCGCGCACAAUGGCCAAAAAACUCCAAUACUUUAACGUAAAUGGCCGCGGGGAGGCAAUAAGGUACAUGCUACAUUAUGGUGGCCAUAAGUUUGAGGACAUCCGAUACGAAGUAAAGGACUGGCCAAUACAAAGUGUGAAAGACUCUCUACCUUAUGGUCAGUUUCCUCUAUAUGAAGAGGACGGGAAGACUCUUAACCAGUCUUUGGCCAUUGCACGCUACGUCGCCAGCCAGUCGCAACUACUGCCUUCUGACCUUUGGCAGCAGGCAGUUUUAGAUGCGGUGGUCCACAACAUUUAUGACUUCUGGAAUAAGAACAAAUUAGCGGAAUAUAUGAGAGGGGACGCUGAAACGAGAGCUGCUCUUAAAAAGCAGACUUUUGAGGAGCACAUUCCCUUCUACUUACCCAGAUUUGAAAAGGAACUCAAGGCAAAUAACGGGCAUUUUGCUGGAAAGCUCUACCUUAUGGUCAGUUGCCUCUAUAUGAAGAAGGGGGGAAGACUCUUAACCAGUCUUUGGCCAUUGCACGCUACGUCGCCAGCCAGUCGCAACUGCUGCCUUCUGACCUUUGGCAGCAGGCAGUUUUGGAUGCGGUGGUCCACAACAUUUAUGACUUCUGGAAUAAGAACAAAUUAGCGGAAUAUAUGAGAGGGGACGCUGAAACGAGGGCUGCUCUCAAAAAGCAGACUUUUGAGGAGCACAUUCCCUUCUACUUCCCCAGAUUUGAAAAGGAACUCAAGGCAAAUAACGGACAUUUUGCUGGAAAGUUGACGUGGGCUGACUUCAUUCUAGUGGGCAUGAUUGAAACUGUCAACCUUUUUUACGGCGAAAACAUCGAAACUAACUACCCUACAAUCGUUGCUCUCGUCAAGACAAUCCAAAAUCUACCCAAGGUCAAAGAAUAUAUAGCGACAAGGAAUCCUUACACUUUUAAAUAAACAAAUUAUUCAGCUUUACAGUGUGAUUUAUUUAUUUGAGUAUUUUAAUAAAGUAUAUAAAAACAAUGUAGUAGUUAUCUACUAGUUGUUAUGACGGUUGGUAUACGGUUGGUAACCGGCCUCGCUUGGAUAGUAA
Molecule: messenger RNA, 1700 nt
Organism: Chilo suppressalis (striped riceborer)
Lineage: Eukaryota; Metazoa; Arthropoda; Insecta; Lepidoptera; Crambidae
Source: the annotation of a GenBank genome assembly